AUGGACCUUGCGGGUACCGCCGUCGGCAUCAUAUCCCUCGGCCUACAAGUCUGCCAGGGGAUCGUCUCGUACAGUCAGGCAUGGCGGGGCUACGACGAAGAGAUUCAGAAUGCGAGGAACAAGGCGCAAGCUCUUCGCAUGCCACUGAAGACUCUACGUGAAACGGUAGAGGAAUUACAGCAGACACGACCGGAAGUGGCUGCAGAUCUCGAAGAGCAAGUCAUGAGCAUGCAAAGUUCGAUCGAAAAACUCAAGAAAGUUGUGGACCGGUUCAAGCCUGCGCAGUCAGAGGCCUUCCCGGACAAAGUUCGUGCUCAGCUGAAGAAGGGCGUGUAUUACUUCCAGAAAGACACUUUGCAAGACGUGCAGAAUCAUUUGGAUCAGAUCCAGAACGUCUUGCAGACAUCACUGCUGAUAUAUAACUGGCAGGAUACAAGGGAGUCCAGAGCCAUGCAAAUUUCAAUUUACGAAGAGAUGCAGAGUAUGCAUUCAAUCCUCAAGAUGGCUAUAUCAUCAACAGGCAUGCCACCGCCGAGUUUACUUCAACUUGCGUGUGAUUCUCAGAACAAACAACCGCCAAUGAUGGUUUCGGACAGUGGCCCAUUAGCACAGACGGAUCUAGGAGACUACAAGUAUGGCCUGUGCAAAAUCAUAGUAUGGACAUUAGUUGACCAUCUUCAGCAAUAG
Molecule: messenger RNA, 687 nt
Organism: Penicillium crustosum
Lineage: Eukaryota; Fungi; Ascomycota; Eurotiomycetes; Eurotiales; Aspergillaceae
Exons: 2
Coding region: 1-687 (228 amino acids)
Source: RefSeq, a predicted model, not a curated record